Messenger RNA from Phacochoerus africanus (Common warthog), 723 nucleotides. It is a transcript of the gene ACP1, whose product is annotated as acid phosphatase 1. Gene Ontology annotation, cellular component: cytoplasm. The coding region runs from base 74 to 550 and encodes 158 amino acids. Gene Ontology annotation, biological process: protein dephosphorylation. The record is from RefSeq and is a predicted model, not a curated record. NCBI's taxonomy places the organism in Eukaryota, Metazoa, Chordata, Mammalia, Artiodactyla, Suidae. Gene Ontology annotation, molecular function: acid phosphatase activity; non-membrane spanning protein tyrosine phosphatase activity. The transcript has 6 exons.
UGCUGGCAGUGCGCCUGCGCCGCGCCGGAAGCAUUUCGACGUGGUUACUGGGCGCCUCUUUGCGCGCGGGAAGAUGGCCGAGCAGGUGACUAAGUCGGUGCUGUUCGUGUGUCUGGGUAACAUCUGUCGAUCACCCAUCGCAGAAGCGGUUUUCAGAAAACUCGUAACUGAUCAAAACGUUUCAGAUAAUUGGGUCAUUGACAGCAGCGCUGUUUCUGAUUGGAACGUGGGCCGGUCACCAGAUCCAAGAGCUGUGAGCUGCCUAAGACAUCAUGGCAUUAACACAGGCCAUAAAGCAAGACAGAUUACCAAAGAAGACUUUGCCACUUUUGAUUACAUACUGUGUAUGGAUGAAAGCAACCUGAGAGAUUUGAAUAGAAAAGGUAAUCAAGUUAAAAACCGCAGAGCGAAAAUUGAGCUACUUGGGAGCUACGAUCCACAAAAACAGCUCAUUAUCGAGGACCCCUAUUAUGGCAACGACUCCGACUUCGAGGCCGUCUACCAGCAGUGUGUGCGGUGCUGCAGAGCCUUCCUCGAGAAGGUGCACUGAGCCGGCCGCCUCCCGCCGAGGCCCCUUCUCAGUCCAGUGGCACGGCGAGCUGCCCCCAGCGCAGGGUCACAGCCCUUUCCUCUGUCGACUCGCUGUUUCUUACCCUAAAAGACCUUUGUAGAUGGACAUCAGCUGUGUUUUACAGAAACGAGUAAAUAAAAUUUUUGAUCGAG